Messenger RNA from Entrophospora candida, 1575 nucleotides. The record is from the annotation of a GenBank genome assembly. NCBI's taxonomy places the organism in Eukaryota, Fungi, Glomeromycota, Glomeromycetes, Entrophosporales, Entrophosporaceae.
AUGCCACCAAAAGGCAGAGUACCAGAAGAAAUAUUAAAUAAAGUUCGAAAUCGUGAAUAUUGGGAGAAAUCUCCUUCCAAGUGGGAAAAUGUAGAGACAUGGGAUCAUUUCUCCAUUGAGAAAAACCCAUCUGCAACAAGACACGCAUCUCAUAAUACUUUGGGUGCUGAAUUACAAAUUUUGAUCCGAGAUCUAAAACCUGGUACAAAAGCAAAUGAAAGGGCAUUAGCGAUCCAGCAUGAUUUAAAGGUCAGUAAUAUUUUUCAUGAUGGUGAAUGUUCUACACCCUAUGCUACUGUGUCUGGUUUAUAUAUCGCUGUAUGUGAACAUUUUGCACUUUCAUGGGAGAUGUACCCUGUGACUACUGGUCGAGAAAAGGGAAAACAUUUCACAGCUCACUUUGAAAAUCCACCUCCUUACAGUGAACAAUCACAUGACAAUGAAGAUGAGGAAGAACCUAAAUCACAAACAUUCCCAGAAUAUGGGAUCGUUGAGGAAUUAACAUUUGAUUUGAGUGUUGCCACAUUACUCCUACCAUAUAGAAGAAUUCUUGAAGAAAUGUGGAAUCAUCAUGUAGAAGAAGAAUCGCAACGAGCCCACCACUUAUCUUCUAUGCUCAAAUGGUCUGUUGUGGAUCAUACUCUGUUCAGGGGAUUCGAAUCCAUUGCCAGCUUACCCAAACCAGCCGUUAAUAUGUCUUUAUUGGAACCUGUUCUUAUGGAAACCCAAAAUAAACUUAUUCACCAUGCAGUUAUAUUUAUACAUAAUUUAAUUACAGAAGAAAUUGUGGAUAAUGUAAACUCAUUCUGGCUUACAAAAUGGUUAACAAAAUUAUGGGGAGCUCAUAUGAAGGAGCACUGCAUCAUUGAUGUAGCAACAGCAUUGACAGCAAUCACUUCUGUUCUUCUCUACUCAUCGACAUCUUGCCGAGGUCCAGGGAGUAAACCAUCAGAAAAUCAUAUAAAAGCUCAAAUGUGGACAAAAAUCUUUUCAGAUACGUUUCUUAUUGGCUCAGAAGAUAUUGAUGUGAAUUGGGAGUAUCACCACCAAAUCUCAGGUAACGGUGGAAAUGGGUCAGCUAGAUCUGAUUUUACUGCUGUUAUCUUUAACAGCAUCAAUCAACAAUUUCCCUUUUUCAUAGUUGAAUUUGAGACUGACGGAUUUGUAGUACAUAAGGAUGCAAUAACUGUGGUAAAUGCAACUCGUCUGCAUAUUGGCCUAGUAAAUGGAACAACUAUAUGUCUAGGUUCAAUGAAAGCAGUCUAUGAUGAAGUAAAAAGAUCUUUAAUCUAUGUAUAUGGGGCUAACAAUGCCACUUUCAAACUUCACACUGGAAAUCAAGAGGCUGAUAUUGCAAGUGCACUGAAGUUAGUGAUAUACUUGAGGACAAAUAUAUGUCAGGACGGGAUGGCACUUAAAAUGCUGCUUAAUAGGAAAACAAAUACAUGUAAUGGAGCAUUGUUGGCAGCUUUGCCUUGUCUUCCUAAGAGAGCUGUCAAGUCACAUUCAUGUACUACAGAAUUCACUCCUAAGGCGAAGAGAGUCAAGUAUAUUGAUAUUUUGCUUGAAUAUUAA